Diachasmimorpha longicaudata is the source of this 2494-nucleotide messenger RNA. RefSeq lists its product as uncharacterized. NCBI's taxonomy places the organism in Eukaryota, Metazoa, Arthropoda, Insecta, Hymenoptera, Braconidae. The transcript is spliced from 9 exons. The record is from RefSeq and is a predicted model, not a curated record. The coding region runs from base 496 to 2001 and encodes 501 amino acids.
ACGUGACGAGAUCGUCAGAAUCUGACGCACUCUGACGCUCGACUGAUCUCGCGAGUUGUGAGCAUUGAGUCAGGGGGAAAGGAAAAGGUAUAUGGGUGGGAAAAGGUGCCGUUAUGUGGUAUAUACACAUGGUACAGCUCACCUCAAAACCGACAAAAAGGUGUAUUCUCACCUUGAAGAAAUGCCUUUCCAUUUUGUCCAUCGAAAUGCCAGGAAAAUCGAAUUGUCACUCCCCGGAAAAUAUUGAUAAAUAAAUAAUAAAUAAUUGAAGAGAGUGAAGAAAAAAAAUUUCUCAAUUUUCUUCGGGAAAAUGAACUCCUGAAGCGAUAAAGGUCUUUGAGGUUCGUGGAGGCGUCACACGUGGGACUUUGAUCAUCAUCUCACGUAUUUCGGUGGAAAGACCGUAAUAGGACAAAUGGGAUGGGUCUGAAUGUGUCGGUGUAUGAGGGCGUCAGGUGACAUGGUUGUUGGAUUUUUUUGUACCAGAGGUGGACGAUGAGAAAGCGCGGGAAGGUGAAAUUUUUUAUAGUGUACCUGGUUGUGAUCUUGACACUCUGCAGAUUAGCCGUGGGAAGACACAGAUUGGGACGACGAGAGAAUGUUCUUGGGGAUGAGAAUGUCGGGAGUGUUCUGUUUGACGGAAAUAAUGUUGGAAAAGUUUGCUGGGAAGUUGAGGAACUCGUACUUCUCAAUAGCAGACACAUCUUUCAGGACAUUCUUCCGCAGAUCAGGGUUAUUGACACUCGUAACGAUACUUACAUCGGCCUUUUGAUGGACUACAUGGACAUAUGUCUAGAGGCAGUAAGGGGAUUAACUUCCGGGAAGACUAAGCAUUUAGUUUUAAAGGCCCUGGCUGACACUCUAGCAGGCUAUCUACGGGUUUAUAUCCUCCCCAUGACAAAGAGGUCCUACUACGCUGGUAAUAUCAAGUAUCGAAAAGCUAAGAGGCUGUUUGAUCUUUACGACGAGCUCAAGGUUUUUUUACGGAGUAAUGGAGUUGGAUGGAGAAAACCCAGGGAGUUUCAUCAGCAUCUUGAUGUUACAGCGGUUGAUAUACCCCCCGGGAAAAGUGAUCAGGACUGCACGGGAUUGAUUCUUUAUCCUGGUCCUGAUCGAUCUGUACAAGUUCCCAUGCCCUAUCUCGACGACGAGAGUAAUCCUAACAGCAUAGCACUUCCAUUUGAAGUGGCAAGUCUGUCAUCGCUAUUCAGUGAGGAAUCAGCAUUUGUUCUUGUCAAGUAUUACGCGGCUGGAGAGAAGUGCCUCUCAUCUCGAUCGACAAAGGGACAAUUGGAAAUAUUUCAAAGGCAACUUUUUGAUUGGAUUCAGGAACACGUGAAUCAACACUUGGACGAGGAAAAAUGGUAUCCAGCGUUUGGUGGAGUUUUAAAAAUAACAGCGAGUCUGGAAGCGGCAGGUGUAAAACCGAGUAAAAAUGGCGGACAUCAGACACCACUGAAGAAUUUUGGUGGCAAAGCCAUUCCCAACAUUCUCCAAUUUCCACCCAUGAAUGCCCAGUACGAACUACUCGGAAGGAGAGAACUCGUUAUUGUAGCUGUUGCAAGUGCACUACUAAUUUGGCUAUUACUCGGGAUGAGUCUUAUCUGCUGGAAAAUUCUGGCAACACGCUCACCCAACUCCCUGGAAGACACUCCGGUCGCUGUCCUCUAUGAAAACAGAAAAUAUCCGAGCCCAGAUAUUUCCUCGCCGUCGGAGGGUGGAAUUUUUACUCGUGUGAAAAAACUCCUGCGACGAAAAUCAUCAUCCGUUCCGCGCUGUGACUGCCCGUCCGACGACGACGACGAGUGCGACGAGGAGAGAUGUCUUGGCUCAGUCAGUUACAGUACUGAUGAAAUAGACAGACAAAUGGCGAAUAAAAGACGAAAAAAACGUACAAAGUUUACGUCAGUGCCAUCGAGUACCACCCAACGUCGAUCCAAUGGGAAAUCCUACUAUUCAACGGACGAAUCGACCACCGAGACGAGGGAGCGCACUCCUUGAUGUUCACGUUAGACAAAAGCGUUGAAAAUUUGGUAAACGAAAAAAAAUUUUUUGGAAAAAUGGAGUGAAAUCGGUGGGAAAUUAUACUGAUUUUCUAUUCAACAUUCAAUCAAGAGUUUCACGCACCCGAAAGCUCGAAAAAUUUAAUUUGAAAAAUUCGCUUUCAAUUCUUGUCAGAGGAAUAUUUGAUUGACAGAAUUGCAUUUUUCCGAGUUCGUGAAAAUCUCCUGAUGCGUUCAAUAAAAUCAUUUUCACUGAACCCAUUCCCAUAAAAUAAAUGUGCAAUAAAUUUUCAGUGAAAUUUCACUAGAAAUCCCGUAGAAUUUUCCAUAAAAUUCGCUCUAUUUCUCCUGAAACUUUUCCCCGAGUGCAUUAAAAUCAAUUGCGCCUCCCAUUCCCACUUCUCAUUUAAUUUCUCCGUUUUUCGAAUAGCCCAGAAAUCCUAUUCACCGAGUGGAUCACUUCUGCGACGAUUGCACUCCCCUGUUCCCCC